AUGGCUUCACGAAUACGACAAUCGAGCGGCCCAACAUCGCACCAGCAACCGCCUCCUUCCUCCUACACGAACCUCAGCCCAACCGACCAGAACAACACACAGGGCAAGGAUAAUGCCAGCUCGACACGCUCGAAUCGGUCCAGCACGUUCUCGCUCAAGGCUACACGAGGGAUCAAACGGGUGUUUGGGAUCCUCAAAGACAAUAGCGAACCCACUCUCAACUCGCAACCUUCCUCACCUCUCGUCAAUGGGCGAAAGAGCACGUCUAUUCUACUUGGAGGGCGUGUGAGGAAUAAUAGCACAGUUAGCGCUGUUGCGUCCUUUAGACGAGAUAGCGAGUCGACCGUGGUCGGAAGGAGGCAGUGGUGGUGGAUUCUUUUACCGGUCCCGACAUGCCCGUUCGAUGGACGCGCUCAAGUUGUUUACAAAGUCAGGACUCAAAGUAGGGUCUCAACUAUCACCUACGUCGAUCAAUUCGACGGGGGCUGCGAUGGUGCAGACUGUGCAGACGGUUAUUGUGGCCGAGGGAGUUCGUUGCAGGAUGGACUUCCUCUUCAGCGGUCGAUACCUUUACCGUUGUCGGGACUAGGUGCUGAGAGAGUGAUUGAUGGUUUGCCGGAGAGCAUACGGAGAAGUUUGGAUUCGAGACCGAUGCUUGCGGUUGAAGGCACAGGGGUUGGCGGUUUACCUCCAAAGGGUGCCAGAGGAGCCGUAGCCACACCACCUGUCGCUCUUACAACUACACCCAAUUCUUCAGAGAUCAACCCCACCCCACCAGCCAACAACACCCUACCUACGAAUGAACCUCCUCUGUCUCUGCAUCAACGUCGGUCUGAGAGUAUCACGACAUUAUCCAACGACUCGCACGACUCGUCCAACUCUAACCAUACUACCACAAACUCUACUAUACGAACUCGCCCUCCCAAACCCAAUCUUUCCAUCCCCAUUCCACCUCGUCUCACCAACGAAAACACACCCGUCAUCACCUCGAGAUCCAAUUCUACUGGUGUUCCAACGGCUACCAUGAAUCCAACAUCAUCAAACAUUCCCGCCUCCCCUACCCAAAUGAAGUGUUCACCUUCCUCACCCCUCCAAUCUGCUCAUUUACGAUCUGCUACCACUCCAUCCCCAUACACAUCCAAAAGUAAAUCACCACCCUCCCCUGGCCUUUCCCUACGUCUCACCCCUUCUAUCGUUAUGAGCCGUCCAAUCUGGCCACUCCCCCCACUCCCCAAUACAGACAUUCCACCCGUCCCCUCCAUUACCACAUCCAAGCAUUCACCUUCCAACAACUCGCCUCCCAGCGAUUCGUCUCCUUCGGACGGAAACGCAGACCGUGACGAGGGGAGUAGGAUGAGGAGAUCAAUGUCUGUCAAGUUGAAUGCCAUGCCGAGUCUCAAUGUUAUGGGUGAGACGGAGACGGUUCGGCCUGAACCCUCGCCACCUACCGAGCCUCCGACUGCAUCUACAAAUGAAGAUGUUGUGGUGGAGGCUGCACCCUCCAAAGACAAGGGCAAAGGCAAGGCUCGACGACGGAGUAAAGACGACGAGGGUGAACAAGAAGAUGGAAGCGCGAGCGAUUCAGACGACUCGGUAUACUUUGACGCUCGUGGAUCCGUUUUCCUCUCGCCCAAGGAUGUCGCCAAAGCUUUGGAGAGGCGACAUAGUCAGAUGCAACCCAUCCCCCGCCCUGUUCGCUCUUCUGAAGGUGGAGGUGUUGGAGCAGAGAGAUCCAACGACGCUGAUGCCGAACGGGAGAGGAGAAACUCAUCCUGGAGCUUUAGUACGAAUGGACGAGAAAGUAUUUAUCUCACCCCUAUGGAGAGCGUUAGUCCCUGGCGAACCCCUGGAUCAUCUGCAUUAUUAUCCCAUCAAACUGACUUGUUGAACAAUAAUUCGGCAUUUGCAAAAGAGUUGGCAAACAAGCGCUCGAGCGUACCUGCCGCCUUUGCGGCACCAUUCGGAGCUGGAGCGAGUAAUAGUGGAACCUCGAGUCGGAAAGAAAUGCGGUUCAGCAUGUCGAAUGCAUCUCAAGUAGGCGCCGAUGGUCUGCCCAAUAUUGACAUGUCGGGGCUCAACUUUGAUCCUUCUAUAUUCAAGACGAGGACUCCUAGUAGUGAUAAUACACCUAAACGUACGAGCUUACGGUUCGCUAGCGCUA
This is a messenger RNA of Acaulospora colombiana, 2161 nucleotides long. The record is from the annotation of a GenBank genome assembly. NCBI's taxonomy places the organism in Eukaryota, Fungi, Glomeromycota, Glomeromycetes, Diversisporales, Acaulosporaceae.